AUGGCAACAAUGCUAAUGGUACCGUCCCAGACUCAAAAAAAGGAACAAUUGUCUGCUAAACACAUGCCUCCACGACACACCAGCACGUCCCUUAACGGGAGAAGCCGAACUCUACCGGCCGAGCCUUUGGACGCCGAUGUUGCCGCCCAGCCAGACUCAGCACGGCUCGAAUCUGGUGGCCGAUGUCCUGCUCAACACUCAUUCAGUCGCUAUUUUCCCCACAUGCAUAGGCACACUAUGAUUGUAGAGCUGUGUGAAGUUGAUGGCGUAAAAUUGUCUGGCUUGAUGGAUUUGUGUGAUGAUGGUGACAUGAUGUUGUGCAAGCCUGUCUAG
This is a messenger RNA of Protopolystoma xenopodis, 333 nucleotides long. Lineage: Eukaryota; Metazoa; Platyhelminthes; Monogenea; Polystomatidea; Polystomatidae. The record is from the annotation of a GenBank genome assembly.